This is a messenger RNA of Fonsecaea multimorphosa CBS 102226, 1101 nucleotides long. RefSeq lists its product as uncharacterized. Gene Ontology annotation, biological process: protein transport to vacuole involved in ubiquitin-dependent protein catabolic process via the multivesicular body sorting pathway. The coding region runs from base 1 to 1101 and encodes 366 amino acids. Gene Ontology annotation, cellular component: ESCRT II complex; late endosome membrane. The transcript has a single exon. Lineage: Eukaryota; Fungi; Ascomycota; Eurotiomycetes; Chaetothyriales; Herpotrichiellaceae. The record is from RefSeq and is a predicted model, not a curated record. Gene Ontology annotation, molecular function: ubiquitin binding; phosphatidylinositol-3-phosphate binding.
AUGCGCAUCUGCGAACUAUGCUCUGCACCACUUCCAGUGCCAGACUCUAUACAAAGGAAGGCGCUUGAAGACCCGUUGGGUCGGUCUGAGUCACCAGGACCUGAAAUCUCUGGCCUGUCGUUGGAGGAAGAGCAUGAGACUCCAAGUGUCAAGUUUUCUUUUCGGAAUGGCGGUGAUCGAGUUUUCUACGAGCGACUGAAAAACGCGAUGAUACAGAGGAAAUGGUUGUUGCAGAAUGCACCGCCCAUCCCACGCCCCGACAUUGAGCGUGCGGCAACGCCACUUGGCAGUCCCAGUCCUGUGCCACCAUCUGAGUCUCGAGCAGUUGCCGUUGGCAUAGCCGGGCUUGAGCAGCGUGGACUUCAGACUCGCAAGAACAACGAAGCAGUGCUGGGCAAUGCGUUUGAAGAUUUGGAGGCUCUGAUGGCGUCAGCCAAGGAUGUCGUUGCCCUAGCAGAGCGAUUUGCCUUGGAGUCUGGAUCACAGACAGGUGUUCCCGGAGCGUCGUCCGACCCUCUUCUGUCUCAGUCGGCGGCAGCGCUUGGCAUGGUAGCAACGAAAGACAUGAUCGGGGACAACUCGACUGCUCUGUAUAUCUCCGAACUGGCAAGGAAUCUGGCCGAAUAUGCUACGGACGACCGCCAGGCGAUUUUACAACGUCAAGGUGGCACAAUGAGUCUGGUUGACCUGUGGGCAAUGUUCAACAGAAGCCAGAAUGGGGUGGAGCUAGUCAGCCCAUCAGAUUUCCACAAAGCGGCCGAAGCAUGGGAAAAGUUGGGCCUGCCUAUCAAGCUACGGCGUUUCAAGAGUGGACUGUUGGUGGUGCAGCAGCGCAACGCAAGUGACGAGAAAACAAUCGGCCAGAUCAAGGCGUGGCUCGAUUCAUUACGACUCUCGACGGCUCCCACAUGGUCAGAGGCAUGGGACAGGUCAAUGUAUGGCAUUGGAGUUACAGCACAGCAGGCGGCUGCGCAUUUUGGCUGGAGCCUUGGGGUUGCCGCCGAAGAACUUGAAAUGGCAGAGGAGAAAGGCGCAGUCUGUCGAGAGGAGGGCGUGGAAGGGCUGAAGUUUUGGCUCAACCACUUGAUCGAAGACGACUAG